AUGUUACCCCUCGGUCUUUUGAACGCUGCCCAAGGGCAUCCCAUGCUCGUGGAGCUCAAGAAUGGCGAAACACUCAACGGCCACCUGGUCAUGUGCGACACUUGGAUGAACUUGACGUUGAAGGAAGUUGUACAGACGAGUCCCGAAGGCGAUAAGUUUGUGAAGAUACCCGAAGUUUAUGUGAAGGGAAACAAUGUACGGCCCACGAACUCGGAUUGGCAUUCAGACUGGAGCGCUUGA
Messenger RNA from Colletotrichum truncatum, 240 nucleotides. RefSeq names its product LSM domain-containing protein. Gene Ontology annotation, cellular component: P-body; U6 snRNP; spliceosomal tri-snRNP complex. Gene Ontology annotation, biological process: mRNA splicing, via spliceosome; nuclear-transcribed mRNA catabolic process; spliceosomal snRNP assembly. The record is from RefSeq and is a predicted model, not a curated record. NCBI's taxonomy places the organism in Eukaryota, Fungi, Ascomycota, Sordariomycetes, Glomerellales, Glomerellaceae. Gene Ontology annotation, molecular function: U6 snRNA binding.